UCAAUCAUUAUCCAAACUCGUUCAAAACAAAAAAACAAAAAAUUCAUCAUACAAACUUUCGAUGUAUAAAUAUAUACGUAUCAGCAACUAGUUCAAAUCAUCAUCUACAAACUAUAAUAAAAUCAAAUCGAGAGAGAAAGAGAAUGAGUUUCCUUGCAUGGAGAUUGGCGGGCACAGAGGGUGCGUUGAACCCUCUCCGGGCUUACAGUUCUCUGCCUCAAGUCACUUUUGGCCCGAAAAGAUUGAAGUUACACAAUACAGACAACUCUGUUUCUGCGUCGGCUGCCAAUGAAUUGCGCCAUGACAGAAACCCUGUUAAUGCUGAGAAGUUGAAGACUGCACCCGUAGGGCUAUCCAGAGAUGUGAAGGUAUUUGCUGUUGCUACUGCUGCUGUCAUUGAAGGUGCCACCUAUAUUUUUGGACUGUCAGCGUCCAAAAUAGAGGUGCAAAAUAGUGAAGACAUCAAAGCUAAAGGGAAAGAACUGGUUCAGCCAAAAAUGGAGAUGCUCAGGGAGCAAUUGACCCCCUUAAAAAAUUGGGUAGGAGACAAGCAGAAGAAAUGGCAUUGGGAAAGAGAGAGAACUAUCAAAGAGAAACCUAUAGGAAAGGAGCUUUCCAGGACUAUGGGUCCUAAGACUCCACCAAAUUAAUUAGGUGUGAAUCAGUUUCCAUAAAUAAUGCAUGUAAGUAUGGUUUGAAAUGAUUUGUUGUUUGUUGUUGUACAAGUUGCUUGCUAGGAUUGCUGUUUUUUUAUUUGGAAGUGAUUUGUGUAAUUGAUUUUGAGACUAAUAAUUGGAGGGAUCAUCUUUUACCCUUGUGGCA
Molecule: messenger RNA, 822 nt
Organism: Camellia sinensis
Lineage: Eukaryota; Viridiplantae; Streptophyta; Magnoliopsida; Ericales; Theaceae
Source: RefSeq, a predicted model, not a curated record